Messenger RNA from Nematostella vectensis (starlet sea anemone), 5085 nucleotides. RefSeq lists its product as uncharacterized. Bases 303 to 4286 code for a protein of 1327 amino acids. Gene Ontology annotation, molecular function: protein binding. NCBI's taxonomy places the organism in Eukaryota, Metazoa, Cnidaria, Anthozoa, Actiniaria, Edwardsiidae. The record is from RefSeq and is a predicted model, not a curated record. The transcript has 27 exons.
CGGCUCACUCGAGCGUAAACACUCUUGACUGUUAUGGAAUGUGACAUCGUAAAGUGCUACAAACUCAUUUUAAUAAUGCUUAGUUCCUCGAAACCUACCAGGAUCUUUAGCAUCAAGUAAUAGUUCAAGGAUAUGCACUAUUGAUAGGCACUAUCUUCAAUAUCCCUGACUUUUGAUUGUACUCGAAAAAUGAUUGAAAUGAACAGUCGCAACGGCUCGUUCCUCUGGCGACCUACGCGGUGUUGUGGGUAUUGAAUCUUGAUUAGCUGAUUUCCGUUUUGUUUUGCGAGGGCUUCGGAAUCAUGGAACGAGAUCUUAAGACUCUGCGUAGAUCACGGCUGAUGAACUACUCAGAGUUUCGCACAAUGGCGACUGCACUUGAGCGAUUCCACAAAGACGUAAAUGUUGCUAUGAUGAUUACCGGGAAAUCAACAGGGGGUGACAAAAAAGAGAUGGAUAUGAGGCCAUAUUUGUAUGAUGAGGGGGAUAGCUACGAAAGGCCGUUUUACACUACUCUUCUUAAAAUGCUGUAUGAAGUAGCUACGUCUACUUUUUAUGAAAAGCAGUAUGAAGACCUGGUAAAAAUUUACAAGUGGUAUUGUGCCAAUAAAAAGCUCAUCACCUCCCCGCCGAAAAUCCCCAUCCCUUCACCGAAAUCCUGCACUCCUGAACCAGAGGUCACAGACACACCAGACAUUGAGCAGGAUGGAUCAAGCGAUGAUCUGGAAAUAACUGACAAAUUUAUUCAAGUUCCUAAACUUCACAUCCGCCCAAAGACAGCCCCGCCCGUUGAGCAUCGCCAAGGUGCAAGAUAUGUAACUUGGAAUGACGCCCAGAAAGAUAAUGGUCCUAAAAGACCCAGCUCUGGGAAGCCCACAGGGUUUCAGUACCAGCACAACAAGGCAGACUAUGUAAAGGAACAGCUUGCCAAGUCAUUACGGGUCAGACAGUGCGGGCCAUACAAAGAAGUCCCAUACAUUCCUGAUAAGAGCUACAGGCACCACCUUGCUCGGCCAGUGACUGCACCUCCACCUAACAGGACACUCCAGGUUCGUAUGGAGGACCCUGCUGGGCUCAAGUCAUUUGUGCUCAAACCAUUCUCAACCCCAGUCCCUAAGUCGUCACCUAUCAACUCGCCCCUGACAUCUCCAAGGGACUCCCCCGUACCAUUCAGCCGCGCCAAAUCUCCACAGUUGUCUGUAGACUUUGCGCCUAUCACCGAAUCAUCUGUAAAACUUAAUGUUAGACUCCCACAAACAAGUGACUCAUCACAUCAGAACGCCGGCCAGGCUCUGACGGGAAACGGAAACGCAAAUGGAGCUAAGGAAAAUGGGCGCCAUCAGAAUGGACACGAUAGCGGCUCAGGUUCUCCACCAGAAAACCAAGCUCCAGAUGACCUCCCCGCGAAAUUGCCCAACCAAUCACCUCUCCCUAAUAACGCAAGUGCUUCAGAGAUCCAGCGAAUUCUUGAGAAUCAGCGUAGAGAGGAGGAACUCUUGGAGGAGCAGCACAGCUUACUGCAGAAGAGAUUACUGCAUGAGUAUGACCGAUAUGCACGAGACUGCAGCAAACUGGAUCGAGAACGGACAGCGAGUGUUGAGAUGGUGUCCGGAGAACUAGCGGUGAAUCUUAACGGUCGCGUGGUGCACCCUGCUCCUGUUGGCACUUAUGAUUUGUCGUCGCCGCAAAUCAUCCCCAGCUACAACCGCGUGUACUCUCACAAGCAUGACACCACAAAUAACCGAAGUGCACAAGGUCCCGCUAAGCAGUCUGGGUACAGCCCUGCGAGGUACCUAAAGCAUGCUGGGAUGGAAAGGCCGGAUGAGGUGAUCCGCAUAGACGCCGUGCUCGGUAUGGCCACGCCUAUCGGGAUGCAGAUGGAGUACGACAGAGAAAGGGCUUCAGGGUACACCGGCUUCCGCCAGCCAGUCGCCUAUAUACCACACUCCGUCCCUAACACACAGGCCUCCCCUGUGGCUGUACCGACGGAACGUAUACAGCUGACCACUUCGUCGUCUGCAUCGACGUCAAGUCAGGACUCGGAUUCGUCCAGGUCCGGUUUGGCAGAGCAGCGCCCUCUAGAGCUAAAGAGCAAAGAACCUGAGCUCUCACCUGACAGGACUACACGUGACUACACAGUGCACUUUCACCAGAACAAGUCCACCCAGGAGAAAGGGAAGCACUUCAAGGUUUCGGGUCCAGUAGCGCCUGAUACCAUACGAUACCAGUGGACGGACGAUGGCUUUGGCAGUAUGACAUACAUGAAAAGACUCAAGUCUCCCGUCUCACCUCGGACUCCACGGAAGAAUCUUAACUCUACCCACAAUGCCAAGCAGUCACCGGAUCAGGUCAUCAUGGAAACUGGGUCCCGCCCCAUGAGCAAGCGCGCGCUUGCAUCGCUGAUGGUGGUCAAACAGCUUGGAGACGCAGACAGGAGGACAAAUGAACGUUUUGGUGGUCAGUCAAGUGGUAAACCGUACAUUGCCCCUGAACCCGACCCGGAACCAACCUACAAUCUGGGGUACAUGAGCAUUUGCCAGCCCGUGGGACCCCGCCUUGGUGAAACCGAGCGCCCGUCUACAGUGGCCUGGUACCUACAGGGCGAAAAUGGCCUGUAUCGAGACCCUUCCUCCCCAAGAUACGACAGUGAUGAGAUUCGUCGUAAGAGAGAUGUGCGCAUACCACAGGACCGCUCAUUGAUGGUCCAUGGAAAACACAUCGGUGGCGAGUCCGAUACUUGCCCGACGCCGCCCGAUCUGUCAACGACCGAUGUCGAAAAGCCGAAACAUGAGAAUUCGGAGAAUAUUUUCAAACCCGACAACUCUCCAACAUCCUCAAAGUUAAUUGAAACAAAGCCAGCUCCUGUCUCUUCAGGGCUAGCAUCUCCUAGAGGUUCUCUCCGACCAACGUCACCAAAACCGUCCCGGCCCCUAUCCCCCAAACCAUCCCGACCCCACUCCUCCUCACCGCAUCAUCGUCACAUCGCCAUCCCUACCGGAGGGGGGUGCUCUUCUAGGCCAUGCUCCGCGCGCAGCGAGAAAUCCGAGAAGACGCAUAACUUCUCCGUUAAACAGUUUAAUCACUUCUGCUGGCCGGAUGAGCACCUGCUCGAUGAAGACUACAUUCGGCAGAGAGAGGUCUGGGCCGCAGUCAAUAUUCAAAGGAUUUUCCGUGGUUUUAUGGCGCGACAGUAUUAUCAAAACCUUCAACAGGCCGAGUUUGACCGUCAACGAAAAGCCGUCCUCACUCUACAAAGUCAUAUGCGUGGGUUUCUCGCGCGUAAGAAGAUGGAGCUAAGGAUGAAAGAGUACAAACCGAGCACGCGGACGAAGGAAUGGGCCCGACAGUACAAGGAGGAGCUCAAGCAGCGGGAGGCCGCGCGUGCGCAGAAAAAGCAUCUGGUGCUGAUACAGUUGAAUAAAGGUGCUGAGAAACAAGACGAACAGAUGAAGAACGUCAAAGCGCAUCAGAAUAUCUACGAUAUCUAUCAUCCCACGCCCGAGGGACCGACCAAAGCGCAAAAGAAAGCUGCGGCCAUUAUCAUACAGCGAUAUUUCCGUGGAUGGUUUGUGAGACGGAUGUACCAAAAAGUGAAGACAAAGGCGUUGAAGCGCACCCUUUCGUUUAACAAGUUCAUCAAGGGUUACCAAACCCUGCUUUAUCGCAUCCAGAAGCGUUACGGCGUGACAGAUCCCACGACUGCGUUACAGUUCAACGAGCUAAUGGAGUACGUGGAGCGCCUUAAUAAGUACGAGAUCGCGUUUGAGAAGUUCGCCGUGAAUGGUACGCUCAGCUACAAUGACAUCAAGGAGUACUUUAAAGCCUGUGGGCACCAGCCUUCGCAGAAAGAGAUCGACGAAGCCAUCGAAAUUGUCACCAAGAUGUCUGCGAAGGGUCGCAACCUGACGAAGGCAGAAGCAGUGGAGGUCUUGUUUCAAAUCUACGUCCCUAAAGGAACAGGUCUUAAACUGCAGGACGUUCGCAAAUCCACAUGGCUAAACCCGCUAAGCGAAGGGCAGGAUAUUAUGCAACUGCUCUCGAAAAAGGACCUGGAAGCCACAAACCUCGGCAAGUGUCUGGAAGUUGUGGCCAAUGCAGGGAAGGAGAACGAUGAGAUACAGGAACUGCUGCGGCCGUCAUCAGCAAGGAGUGAAAGCAAAGCGAGCAAAAAGGGCGAGAAGAAUGGGAAGACGAAGCAAGCCACGUUAGCGCAGUACCCGAUGAGGCCGUCUUCAUCGUCGAGCUCUCGGGCAAAGUCGCCGAAGCCGUACAAAACGCGAAGAUGAAGCUGAGGUUUAACGAACUUGAUAUAGUAUUCUUCAUUGAGCACUCGGGCAAAGUCGCCGAAGCCGAACAAAAGCGAAGAUGAAGCUGAUAUCGUCUUCUUCGUUGAGCACUCGGGCAAAGUCGCCGAGGCCGUACAAAACGCGAAGAUGAAGCUGAGUUUAACGAACUUGAUAUCGUCUUCUUCGUUGAGCACUCGGGCAAAGUCGCCGAAGUCGAACAAAACGCGAAGAUGAAGCUGAGUUUAACGAACUUGAUAUCGUCUUCUUCGUUGAGCACUCGGGCAAAGAAGCCGAGCAAAACUUGAAUAUAAAGCUGAGUUAAACAAAACUUAAACCUACACCUAGUCUUUUUCAUUAGGCUGAAUUGAUGAAGAUAGCAUAACCUGGUAGUACCUUUCAACAGCGGCGUAGCCAGGAUUUUUAACAGGAGGGGGCCCAAAAGGCCUUUUCAAGGCAUUUUCUCCUGUAUUUUAGAUAAUUUCUUACACAUUUCCUGUAUGUUUGGCUUCUAGAAGGGGGAACGCUCACCCUGGGCAACCCCCAUGGCUACGCCCCUGCUCAAAGUCUUUUGAACCCGCCUGCUAUUGAAAAGAAUAGCGGUUGAAAUAACUGGUAAAUGGAAGUCGUGUCUGGAGGUAUGCCUAUGUAAAAUUGAAUUUUAAGUUCUUUAGGACCGGAAAAUCGUGUCUUUAAAGAAGCAGUCACCAUUAAAUGAUAGCGGUGAGGAAGAAACCUACACACGGAUCUUCGCAAUAAGAAUUGUAAAAUAUAUUUACAUUAAAGUAAAAUUUAAAAGGGG